Messenger RNA from Saprolegnia diclina VS20, 1498 nucleotides. RefSeq lists its product as hypothetical. Gene Ontology annotation, molecular function: zinc ion binding. The record is from RefSeq and is a predicted model, not a curated record. The coding region runs from base 1 to 1482 and encodes 493 amino acids. Lineage: Eukaryota; Oomycota; Saprolegniomycetes; Saprolegniales; Saprolegniaceae. The transcript has 4 exons.
AUGCAGCAGCCAACCUCUGAGUGCCCCGUCGACAACGAGCGCCCCGUCGACAACGAGCGUCCCGACGCAGCGCACGAGUUUGCCGACGACAACGAGCGCCCCGACGUUGAACCCGCGGAUUGGGUCUACGUGGCCCGCUGGGCGUCGCGCGAACUUGCCCUCCAAGGAGUCCACGACCAAGCCUUCGAGCUCGGCUACCAGUUGCGCUGGAAGCACUCGAGCGGCACGCACACGAUGUUUAUCUGCGUCUCGCACCUCAACUGCCCUCACCGUGUCCGCAUCGUCAAGGACAAGAGCCCCGAUGAUGGCUUCGUUGUCGAGAGCCGGGACAACCACGGGCUUGUCGCGAUCAACAUGGGCGGUGACGUUGUCCACCACCGAGACCAAGGAGAUCAAGCACCCGCUCCUCGCGCGACCAGCUCCAAUCGAUCGAUUGCUCGGCGUGGUCAACUGGCCCUCCCGGGUGCAAUGGCGGCCGCGCGCUCCAUGUUGGCCACUGCCCCUGCAGCGAAGCGGCGCAUUGGGAUGCCCAAGGCUGUGAAGCCAAUCGUCGCUGCUCUUCUGCGCGGUGGCUUGGGCCCGAAUAAAGUGCUCGAGCAGUUGCGCAAGACGUACAAGGACCGUCCCAGGUUCAUCGCGAGCCUCCCGAGCCGAGACCAGAUCAAGGCCCACCAGGCCUGGCUCAAAAAGUCGCUUUCCGAGAGCUACCGCGUCAACACCUACGCUGCUUUGCUCGAGUGGGCCGCUACCCGCACGUACAAGGGCAAGUCGGACAUCUUCUACGGUGAAUCGGUCACGCGUGAAGGGGUCGACACGUACAUGCGAAGCAUUGCCGGCGACCUCGGCGGCAUCACGACGGUGGAUGAGCUCGAGAUCAACUUUGUCUCGAAGCACCACGUCCGCAUCAACGCCGACAUUGAAGUUGAGCGGGCCGAUGCGCAUGUUAUUUGGACGCCGGCCCAGGUCGAUCUCGUUGCCGAAAAGUACCAGUGCGACUGCAAGGGCUCGUUCACCACGGGCUGGAUUUGCUCGCACUCGGUCGCGGCCCAAAGCAUCAUGUGCGACCUCGACAUGCAGGCUCUACUCGCCGAAGUCGCUCCCCGUCGUCGCCCCGGUGGCCAGCGCAAGCCGCAACAUUCAACUUUUGCGGACGGGACCCUCAACCCGUUCUACUCGGUUGCCAACUUGGUCGCGCUCCUCGUCGACAAGCCAGGUUACUGCUACAACUGGACCAUCCACCGGGAGUUCUCGUUCAUCGACACCGAGACCGGCCGCGAGACGUCGGACUACAUGCUUGGUACGAUCAUCCGCUUACGCAAGGGCGAGGUUUACUCCUGGAUGGUUCGCUUCGAGGACGCCGAAGAGCUAUGGUUUGAGGUACAAGAGCUCGCAGAACUCAUCGAGGACUCCGCCCGUAGUUUCGUCGAGGUCGAUUCGUCGCGCUUGCGUGUCCACAGUCCGACGAUCGGCGACACAGAGUAGUCUCCCGCAACCAAAA